AUGAGUGAUUCAGAGGAAGGAGAAGUUUUUGAAAGUUUAAUAGCGACGAGAUCCAGGCGGUCCAACGCAGGAUUGAGAUUGAAACAAUUAAUUGAGUUAGAAGAACAAUCGAAUGAGAUCACGGCAACAACCCAAUUUUUAACAGAAGAUGAUGAAAAUGUUAACUUAUUAUUUCAAGAAGAUGGAGAGGAUGAGGAAUUUAUUGAUGAAGAAAUUGAUAAUGCAAACUUGGAUGGAAUAGAUGAAGAAAGCGAAGAAAGCGGGACUGAAAAUGAGAAUGUAGCGAGGAAAAGAAAACACACCUCAAGUGAUGAUGAAGGAGAAGAAGAUGAAAUUUCCAAUAUAAAUGCAGACGAAAUACUAUCAGAUUCAGAGCUAUCUGCAACAGAUUCAGAUGAAAGUGAAGGAGAAAAAGAAUUACUAAAACAGGAGAAACUAAAAAAGAAAAGAUUGAAGAAACAGAGUUUAAUUCCUACUAUUAAACAACCACUGGUUAAAUCAUCAUCCAUGAAGAAGAAACAGAAACGAACACCAUUGGUUACAGCAGACUCAUUGCUAAUGACAAAUAGAAGAUCAUCGUCUCGAGCCGCAGCCGUAGAAAGCAAGCAAGCUUUAGUAGACAAACUAAAAGAAAGCGAAGCUAGAAGGGCAAAGUAUGUGCACAUUGAAAGAAAGCAACAAGUUGAGCUAACGCAGGAAGAACGUCUUGCAGAAGCAGUAGAAACUGAAAAAGCAAACGUGGAAUCACUUAACAGAUUUCGAGAGCAGGAAAUAGUGAAGAAGGAAAGGCAGAGACAAUUGUUGUUGCUGAAACGAAUGAAGUUACAUAAUGUUAUAAGGCUAGUUAGUAGUGAGACAUUUGUAAAACCAAUUGAAGAAGUAAAGGAUGCAAGACGUCAGUACGAACAGUAUAUGAAAAUAAAGAAGAAGCUAGGGAAAAAGAAAAAGAAUCAGUUAGCCGAAAUGGAUUUUCCUACUAGAAUGCCGUUUACAAUUGAUUACGAUUCACCAUAUCAAAGGAAGCUAUUGGAAGAAAAGAAGGCCCAGCAACAACAAAUUGAAAUUGAAAAACUUGAGUCAAUGAACGAAGAACUUCACGAGCUUUUAAAGAAUGCAGACGAGAAGAAGAAUGACAAUAAUGCAGAAAAUGCAGAAUCAACUCAACCAAACAACGUGCACGAGGAAAACCAUAACAAUACUGAAAGUGACCUGAUCAAACUCGAGAAUAACACGGAGGAGAUUAAAGCAGAUGAAAAAGAAAAGAUAGCAAAGGUAAAUGAAAAGGCAGAGAGUUUGCUUUCUGAGGCUACACCAUCAGAUGAGACAGAAAGCACUAAACAACAGACAAUUUCAGAUCAUGCAGUUAAUGAAGAGUUGGAAAUUACCAACCAAACAGAGCAUGAUAUACUUACUCAUGAUGAUCUGAGUGAGGUUAAAAAAGAAGAAUAUGAACAAGCUAACGAAAAUGAGAAAACACUCGUAGAUAGCGAAAAACCGGAUUUGCAAAGUAGCAUAACUGACAAUCCAUUGGAUGAAACCAAAAAUACAGAAACUAUCAAGAGGGUGAAAUUUGCUGAUGAAAUAGGAGAGAGUUCCAAGGAGCCCACCCCAGCUGUUGAGAGUACUCAUCCACAAGAUGAAGAAAUAUUUGAAGGUCCAGUGCAGCGUGUAUCGAGAAACUUGAUCUACAUGAUUGAGUUUGAUGAAGACGAAAAGGAAUUGAGACUCAACCCACUGAAUAUCAAAAGAAUUCUAUUUGGAAAGCAAUCACUUUUGCCUGCUUCACGAAGAUUCAAAGAUGUAAAGACGAUACUUAAAAUUGGGAAACCAGAAAAUCCAUAUGCAGUGGUAAAAGAUCAAAAGCAAAGUUUGUUUGAUCCUGCUUCCAAUAUAACAGAAGACGAUCCAAUGUUUGACGAUUUGAAAAAAUUGCCAAAGUUAGGAGUUAAACAAGACGUGGUAGAAAUUGUGGAAGAUAAAGAGGAAACCGAGUCUGCUAAUAUAGUGUUAAAGACAGAAGCGCCAACUGGGUUAUACCUUCCUAAUGGCAAUAAAAAAUCCUGCAUGAUUUCAGGCACAGAAGUGAAGUACUUUGACCCUUCAACUGGUAUUCCCUAUAGUUCAGUCGAAGCAUACAAAAUACUCAAAUCCAUUGAACUGGGUCAUGUUCCAUGGUUGAGUCUUACGGAUGAGUCGAAUGAUACUGGUAACGUCGAGCUCUACCUAGGAUGUAGAGAUGGCAGUGUCCGACAUGCAGAAGGUGUUCCAGAAGGAUUUGAUGGUUAA
Molecule: messenger RNA, 2286 nt
Organism: Candida dubliniensis CD36
Lineage: Eukaryota; Fungi; Ascomycota; Pichiomycetes; Serinales; Debaryomycetaceae
Exons: 1
Coding region: 1-2286 (761 amino acids)
Biological process (GO): chromatin remodeling; regulation of DNA-templated transcription
Cellular component (GO): nucleus
Molecular function (GO): ATP-dependent H2AZ histone chaperone activity
Source: RefSeq, a predicted model, not a curated record